AUGCUCCCACCGAUUCCAAGUCUCGACGACUAUGGCCUCUCAACUGCGCAUGGAUUCCUGCCAAACGAGCUGCCGCUGGCGCGACUUCCCGACCCAUACUACAACAAAUGGGAGGCCAUCGCUGCAAACCUGCCAGCGUUAAUUCUCAGUCGCCGGCUUCGUGGUGUCAUUGACCGGCUACACGUGCUCGAUACCAUCGGCCUGGAGCACGAUGCGGAAUGGCGACGUGCAUACUCGAUUCUUUGUUUCAUGACACAUGGCUAUGUCUGGGCUGGCGACUCGCCCGCGGAUCGCAUUCCACCUCAAAUUUCCAUCCCGCUUCUUGCAAUAUCUCAUCGACUUGACAUUCUUCCUGUCGCAACAUAUGCCGCUGUCUGUUUGUGGAACUUCAAACCGCUAUUCAUGAAUGAGGAUAUUGACAAUCUGGAGAAUUUGGCAAGCCUCAACACAUUCACGGGCUCUAUAGACGAAUCCUGGUUUUACUUGGUAUCGGUCGCUAUUGAAGCCCGCGGCGCGCCUAUGCUGGACCUAGGGCUCACUGCUAUGGAGGCAGCCAGGCUUGAUAACAGGGCCCUCGUCAUCAGCUGCUUAUGCGCGUUCGCUGAGCGAUUAACAGACCUCACAAGUCUUUUACAGCGCAUGCAUGAGAACUGCGACCCGACCGUGUUUUACAAUCGCAUUCGUCCCUAUCUCGCGGGUAGUAAGAACAUGGGCGAAGCGGGUCUACCUCACGGUGUUAUAUACGAAGACGGCUCUGGCGCCGAAGAGCAUCGACAAUACUCUGGAGGCAGCAAUGCACAGAGCAGUCUGAUUCAAUUUUUUGAUAUUCUGCUUGGUAUCAAGCACCAUCCUACUGGGCAGUCAGUGCCUACCAGCGAGGCCACGGCGAGACGGAACAACUUCAUUCAAGAUAUGCGACGCUAUAUGCCUGCACGUCAUGCAGAAUUUCUCACUGACUGCGAGAAUGUGGCCAACAUUCGCUCAUAUGUUGAAAGUAAUACGGAUGACGAGAAGUUGUGCCUGUCAUAUGAUGCAUGCCUUGCUAUGCUCAGUGCAUUCCGUGACAAGCAUAUUGCUAUUGUCACAAGAUACAUCAUUAACCCGUCGCGUGAGGUUCGGGCGCGAAGCCGCAGUCCCGAAGCCGUACGAGGUCGGAACAACAUCGCCAUCGCAUCCCGAAGAGGAGACGGCAAGCUGCAGAAGGGUACUGGUGGAACUGCUCUGAUUCCUUUUCUGAAGCAGGCUAGAGACGAGACAGGGGCUCCAGCGAUAGCAGAGUGGACAAGGCGGUUCAUGAAGCGCCAAGUGAAACCCUCUGGCCAAAGUGAUCUAUUUGCAGCCAGGCAAGAUGAAGUGACAGUGAUGAGAACGGAUGAGAUUCCUAUCCGUGGUCUUGCACAGACAUGGACAAUGGAGGAUGAAGUGGGGGGUAUUUGCCAGUUUUGA
Cordyceps fumosorosea ARSEF 2679 is the source of this 1446-nucleotide messenger RNA. RefSeq names its product indoleamine 2,3-dioxygenase. Gene Ontology annotation, cellular component: cytoplasm. The coding region runs from base 1 to 1446 and encodes 481 amino acids. NCBI's taxonomy places the organism in Eukaryota, Fungi, Ascomycota, Sordariomycetes, Hypocreales, Cordycipitaceae. The record is from RefSeq and is a predicted model, not a curated record. Gene Ontology annotation, molecular function: heme binding; metal ion binding; indoleamine 2,3-dioxygenase activity. Gene Ontology annotation, biological process: 'de novo' NAD+ biosynthetic process from L-tryptophan. The transcript has a single exon.